Messenger RNA from Desarmillaria tabescens, 753 nucleotides. RefSeq lists its product as uncharacterized. NCBI's taxonomy places the organism in Eukaryota, Fungi, Basidiomycota, Agaricomycetes, Agaricales, Physalacriaceae. The coding region runs from base 1 to 753 and encodes 250 amino acids. The transcript has 6 exons. The record is from RefSeq and is a predicted model, not a curated record.
AUGCACUUUCAAAAUACUCCCUCUGCGAAUUCAAAUCGUGGCCUCCGGUUAAACCGACCGCGAAUAUUUAAAUAUUGCCCUGCCAAGAAAGUCUUGGCCAUUGAUUGGGUGUCUGGGGGGCAGACGGGCUUUUCCGCUUCCAAGAAUGGUAAUAAUGGACGGCUGAGUCGAUGCCGAGUACAGCGUCCUGGGCAUGAAUGGGACGAGAACGCUCUACUAAGAGAUAAACUAGGAGGCUACGUGGUGGAGUGGUAUUAUGCGAUGGGAUCGUGUAUCUGGGGAUCGUCCGCCGUCUCGCCUAUCAUUUUUAGCGAUGUCAAUUUUCAACACUGUAACUUGAAGGGAUUAUCUGUUGGCCAUGCAUCUCGAUACCCCAAUAUGUUGCUUUAUAUGGGUCGAGUACUAGGUCCUACCACGGGGAGUGGCUCACGCCACUUCCUUCGUCAAUCGUGCCGUGAGAGGGCGGCGUCUUCUGAACUCUCCGACUCGACACUCGACGAUAGUAACCCAUUUGUUGGGACACACGCACACGUCGAAGCAAGCAAUUUCAACGCUGCAAAAACUGGCGUGCACACCCCCGCCUCUCGGAACGACAUUAACGCCAUUAAAUUGCCGGAAAAUGGCACGGAAAAUACGCGGUUGUUGGGCUCAGCUUCCAUACCUGGGGGUCAGGUCAAUCGCAAGCUGGGUAUGGUGCUCAAGGCCUUUUCCUGGAUACUAAUCAAGAGGCGCCGCAACGUCGCAAGACAGUAG